This is a messenger RNA of Ricinus communis (castor bean), 3917 nucleotides long. RefSeq names its product protein FAM91A1. NCBI's taxonomy places the organism in Eukaryota, Viridiplantae, Streptophyta, Magnoliopsida, Malpighiales, Euphorbiaceae. Bases 314 to 3325 code for a protein of 1003 amino acids. The record is from RefSeq and is a predicted model, not a curated record. The transcript is spliced from 12 exons.
UCUACCUUUUGCCUAUCUAUCUUUUAAGACAAAGCAGAGAAAAUAACAGGACACUGGUCAUUGUCUCGGACGGUAACGGGUUCCCAAAACUAAAAAAAUAAAAAAACCGGCUCUUAUUUCAACAACUGAAAAGAUUGAACCAGGGGUGACAGCUGAUCAUAAACAAGCAUAAUACUAAUGAUACACGCAUGCAGGCUUAAACUUUAAGCAUUUGUUAAUUCUCAUUUUCUCAGAUCUUGUUCCCUCUUCAAACCCUAGCUCGAUCUGCUGAUCGCUAAUAUAUCUGGUAGAGAAUUGAGUGAAUUUUGGCAAAAUGCAGCGGGUUCCAGUGACAAUUGAGGAACAGCUUAUUUUGAAGGCGAUAAAAGAGGAAUGUCCGUGGGAGAAUCUACCGAAAAGGCUUCAAGCAACUCUUACUUCCAAAGAAGAGUGGCACAGAAGGAUAGUUGAACAUUGUAUAAAGAAAAGACUUCAAUGGAACACCUGUUUUGCUCGGAAAGUAUGCAAAGAAGGUGAAUAUUAUGAAGACAUGAUGCGUUACUUGCGAAAGAAUCUGGCGCUGUUCCCAUAUCACCUUGCAGAGUAUGUUUGCCGUGUGAUGAGGGUAUCACCUUUCAGAUAUUACUGUGAUAUGAUAUUUGAGGUCAUGAAGAAUGAGCAACCAUAUGAUAGCAUCCCAAAUUUUAGUGCUGCUGAUGCUUUGCGGCUUACAGGAAUUGGGAGAAAUGAAUUUAUUGAUAUCAUGAACAAGUGCAGAUCUAAGAAAAUCAUGUGGAAGCUGAACAAAUCAAUUGCCAAAGAACUUCUACCUACACAGCCCGUCGACUUUGCAAUUGAGCCAUGGUGGGGAGUCUGUCUUGUCAACUUUACCCUAGAAGAAUUUAAGAAACUCUCAGAAGAAGAAAUGGCAACAAUAGAUAAAGUUUGCAAGGAGGAAGCAAAUGCAUUUAUCCUAUUUGAUCCCGAGAUUGUGAAAGGUUUAUAUCGACGGGGACUAAUCUAUUUUGAUGUGCCUGUCUACACUGAUGACCGCUUCAAAGUUUCCAGGCUUGAAGGGUUUGUUUCAAAUAGGGAUCAGUCUUAUGAAGAUCCUAUCGAGGAGUUACUCUAUGCAGUUUUUGUUGUUUCUAGCGAGAAUGCUACUGUUGCUGAGCUGGCAACAACAUUGCAGGCCGACCUUUCUCAACUGCAGGCUGCUGCAUCCUUUGCUUGCCGACUGGGAUGGGCAGAGAAAUUGAUUGAUCCAGGAUCUAUUCUUCAAGAUACAAGCAUACCUGGCUCUCUCAGUGAUGAAGAAGAUGGCGCCCGUGCUAGUAUAAGCUCAGCAAAUAUGUUCAUUGAUGGUGAUACUACUCAACAAGGAGAUACUUCUGGAAUAGAAAACUAUGGGCCACGUUCUAGCCAUACUCGUGUUGCUUUUAUUGUUGAUGCUAAUAUAACAUCCUAUCUUAUGAUGGGAUCUGUUUCACCAGGCUUGAAAUCUCAUGCUGUAACGUUAUAUGAGGCAGGGAAAUUAGGUCAUGCUAGCAUUGCAGAUCUUUGCAAGGAUCUGAGUACAUUAGAGGGUGCAAAAUUUGAGGGAGAAUUGCAAGAAUUUGCAAAUCAUGCCUUUAGCCUCCGUUGUAUCCUGGAAUGCCUCCUAUCAGGUGGAAUUGCUACCGAUGCACAAGUGGAAGAAAUUUGCAAUACGAUGGGCACAUUAUCGUCAAGCAACGAUGACACUGUUUCUUUGGUAGCUGGAAUCUCAUCGACUGAUAAAUCUGAAAAUUCUGGUGCCUAUGAAGACAUUGAUUAUUCCAUGAAUUCAGGGAUGUCUCAGGAUGAUUCUAAUCUGGCUGAACCUGUUUCUGGAACUACUGGUGAUGAAACAUCUGCUGUUUUAACUGAAGACAGUAAUUCCUUAAGGGAGGUUUCUAAGUCGGAUCAAGGUAUCCUGAUUGAUGAGAAACUCGUUCCUGUUGAAGGGCCUGAUGGUGGAAGAGGAACUUUGAGAAGGAAAAGGAAAUAUCGUGUGGAUAUUCUCCGUUGUGAAAGCUUGGCUGCUCUAGCCCCAGCAACUUUAGAUAGGCUAUUUCUUCGUGAUUAUGAUAUUGCUGUGUCUAUAAUUCCUCUUCCUCAUUCUGCAGUUCUUCCUGGACCAAAGGGUCCCAUCCAUUUUGGUCCUCCUUGUCAUUCUUCCUUGACACCAUGGAUGAAAUUGGUGUUAUACUCAACUGUGGGCAGUGGGCCUUUGUCUGUUGUUCUGAUGAAAGGACAAUGUUUGCGCUUGCUUCCUGCACCAUUGGCUGGUUGUGAGAAAGCUCUUAUUUGGUCUUGGGAUGGUUCUACAAUUGGAGGAUUGGGAGGCAAGUUUGAAGGGAAUUUGGUUAAAGGAGGCGUGCUUUUGCAUUGUUUAAAUUCACUUCUUAAGUACUCAGCUGUCCUGGUGCAGCCUCUCAGUAGGUAUGACCUUGAUAAAUCUGGAAGAGUCAUUACUAUGGAUAUACCAUUUCCCCUAAACAACUCUGAUGGCUCAAUUGCUUGCCUGGAGAAUGAACGGGUUCUAUCUGAGAAGGAAAAUCUGAAAUUGAACUCUGUGUUAACUCAGAUGACAAAUAAGUUGGGAUUGUCAACAAUUGGUUAUGUUCGCAUGUUAAAACUUUUUAAUGAGAGAGAAUCAGACCACUUUGCACCUGAUGAUGAGAGAUUUGAGUGGGUACCAUUAAGUGUUGAAUUUGGGAUGCCCCUUUUUAGCCCAAAAUUAUGCAACAAUAUAUGUAGAAGAGUUGUAUCAUCAGAAUUGCUUCAAUCAGACUCUUUUUCUGGGCAUCAUGAGGCAAUGCAAGGCCUAAGAAAAAGGUUGCGCGAUAUCUGUGCAGAAUAUCAGUCGACAGGUCCUGCUGCCAAACUUCUUUACCAGAAAGAGCGAUCAAAGGACUCAUCUCGGCAGCUUAUGAACUAUGCCAGCGGAAGAUGGAAUCCCCUUGUAGACCCUUCUUCUCCCAUUUCAGGAGCCUUGAGCGAGCAUCAAAGAUUAAAACUUGCUAUCCGACAGCGUUGCCGGACUGAAGUUCUGAGUUUUGAUGGCAGCAUUCUAAGAUCAUAUGCUUUAACUCCAGUAUAUGAGGCUGCCACCAGGCCUAUUGAAGAAACCCCACUGCCAAAUACUGUAAAAUUGGAUCCUGAUGAAGCUGAUAGUAAAGAAGUGAUUCUUCCAGGUGUCAACCUUAUUUUUGAUGGUGCUGAACUGCACCCAUUUGAUAUAGGUGCUUGCUUACAGGCUCGGCAACCAAUUUCCUUGAUUGCAGAGGCUGCUGCAGUGUCAGCUUCUGCUGCAAUUAAAUAGAGCUCUCUUGGCAAUAUAAUUUCUUGGCUGAGGUAGAUAGAAGAAUAUGUUCAUAAAAUGGAGUUGUCAAAUGUUGGAUUCCUCGAUUGCUUGGUUCAUCUAUUGCGUCGUUGAUAUUGUUGAUAUGCAGACACUCGGGCUUAUAUAUAAGGUAUGUUAUUGAAGGCUUUGGCUGAACCUUUAAUGGUUAGCAUGUGCGGCAAAAAGAGAAUGAUGAUUUGCCAAAAGAGAAUGUGUAGCAAAAAGAGCAUGUGCUGCAGAAGCAUCUCCAUUAAGUGCUUGAAAGAUGGGAGGCCCUGAUGUUUGUUCCUAACCAAUAACAGGGAGAUCCUAUUUUGCUGCAUAUAUAGAGGGAAAAUGCACCAUGCUUGAUUUUCCUCAAUGUCUAAAUGCGAAUCUCUUUUCUACCUGCACACAUAGAUUUUGCUUUGGUUAUUUCUAUUAGCACACACAUGUAGAGUGGAGAACUUUUGGCAUGAAGUGGUGAAAAGUUUUACCAAUCACAUUAAAGAAUUUAAGUGCAUGUAUGUCCCUGAUUGCAAUUUUGUUCAUGAAAUUACAAGCCAAGCUCACGUCCUUCCAUUUGGUUUAA